AUGGUUUUGCGCAAGAUCUCAGCAGCCGAGAUCAGCGGCCAUUGCCAUGAAGACGACGCCUGGAUGGUCAUCAAUGGCGUCGUAUGGGAUGUCACUGGCUUCGCUGCGAAGCAUCCUGGAGGACCAAAAAUCAUCGCAGACCACGUUGGAAAGGACGGAAGCAGCAUGUACAAUGAUAUACAUGGCCCUGGACUCAUUGCCUCUCACCUUGGGUCUGACAGACAGAUCGGCGUGGUGGACAACCAAUACAAGAACAGCCUGGUAAAUGAAACCAAAAGGGAACCUAGCAUUCCCAAACCAGACUUGAAAUCGAUUGUGGAUCUUUCGCAAUUCGAAAAAGUGGCGGAGAAAGCGCUGAAGCAAAGAGCCUGGAAGUAUAUUUCUGGUGCAACGGAGGAUGGAGUGACGCACGAAGCAAACUGCGAGUUCUACCGGCGAAUUUUCUUCCGACCUCAGAUGCUCAAUGGUGCAGGCAAGAUCGAUACGAGCACUGUUUUCAUGGGGAAGAAAUGUGCACUGCCUUUCUUCAUCGCACCCACGUCAUCUGUCAAGCUCUCUCAUCCGGACGGUGAACUCGCGCUGGCAAAGGCCUCCGUGGCUCAUGGAGUGCCACCCUGCCUGCCUACUAUGUCCUCGUAUGCCCUGCCGGAGAUUGUGGACGUCAUGCCUCCUUCAUAUCCCUUCUUCUUCCAGCUGUAUAUGAAUCUAGAUCGCUCCCAAGCAGCACGGACGUUACGGCAGGCACGGGACUUGGGGGCUCAAGCGAUCCUCGUAACGGUUGACUUGCCUGUGAUGAGCAAAAGACAAAAUAUCGACAGGCGGCAGUCGCCACUCCAACGAGAGACACAGGAGGCUCUUGAGAAGAAAGAGGAACAACGCCCAGCUGCUCAGGAAUGGUCAUAUACCCCGAACAACGUCGCCAUUGACCCAGACCUUCAAUGGAAAGAUAUCGAGUGGAUCCGGAAAGUGACCGGAUUACCUGUCAUUCUGAAGGGCAUCCAGAGUGCAGCAGAUGCAAAGCGUGCAUUCGAACAUGGCUGUAGCGGUGUCUACAUUUCCAACCAUGGCGGCCGAGCUCUGGACACAGCACCUCCAGCGAUACUUGUUCUCCUCGAGAUUCACGCGACUUGUCCCGAGAUCCUGGGCAAAUUGGAUAUCAUGAUCGACGGAGUCUUGAAACAUGAGCUCGAAACUGCUAUGGCAUUACUAGGAAUAUCCAGUCUUGACCAAGCACAUCCAGGGCUCGUCAACACGAGUCUCCUAGAUUUCAUGGUCUACCGUACUGACAAGCAUCCAUGGGCCGCAUAUCCGGUACCACGGAUAGGUGGAAGUAAGCUGUAAGCUAUGAGCUAUAUAAGGGAUCCAAAAAUAGAAUAAAGACGCUUGUGCCGGGGAAUUUGGGAACAAGCUGCAGAUAGAGUUUUGACUUUGACAAUAAGAACGUGGUGGUUGAGAGGUUUUCGAUCAAAGAAAAAGAACUUAAGUGACUAGAGUAGUUGUCAGGAGGACAAAGAUUAUUAUAGGAAGUAAGGAAGAUAAGAAAAGCGAAUCUGGCAUGUUACAAUUGUAUUCUAAAAUCUAUCCUGCGCAUAAGUUGUUGUUUUUCGAACAUAAAUUCUGGUUCAUUUGAUCUAUAG
Molecule: messenger RNA, 1637 nt
Organism: Paecilomyces variotii
Lineage: Eukaryota; Fungi; Ascomycota; Eurotiomycetes; Eurotiales; Thermoascaceae
Product: L-lactate dehydrogenase
Exons: 2
Coding region: 1-1341 (446 amino acids)
Molecular function (GO): oxidoreductase activity
Source: RefSeq, a predicted model, not a curated record